Molecule: messenger RNA, 1389 nt
Organism: Striga asiatica
Lineage: Eukaryota; Viridiplantae; Streptophyta; Magnoliopsida; Lamiales; Orobanchaceae
Source: the annotation of a GenBank genome assembly
AUGCCGCCGCUAAUGAUUGCAUCCCACAGAUCGGGGAUCCCCGCUGCCCGCGCCUUUAACCUAUCUUCUCAGGUUGACCCGUGUAGCCACGCCGCUGCUCUGGUUCUAUCCGCCACGAGAUUGUCCGCCCCGGGAGCCCGUGUAAUUGUGGGUGCUCUCUGUAAGAAAAGGAGAGGAACUCGAUUUCUGAGUUGUGACAGAUAUAAUGUGCGUGUGGGAGAGGCUUUGCUUUUUCAAGACUGUUCGAUUUGGUCUUUGAGCUCACUCGUGUCUAUCUGUAUUCUAACGGGACCCAAGUCGAACCCUCUGACACGGGCAGCAAAAUAUAGAGAACUCAAUGUUUCACCCAGGUCUGAUGCUUCGUUGAACUCUAAUUUCUUCCAUCCUCUUGGCCACAUCACCAUCAUUUACCCUGAGCCAUCCAUCAGUCAUCCACACGAGUACAUCGCCACCGUGCUCCAACGGACUUCAAAGGCCGUCAAACGCAGUGCUGCUCGAUGCUCUCCGUCGCCAGGCUGCAGAUCUAAUACGCCACCUCUGUCACAGAGCCGCCGCCGGCCACUGUACAUUGUAGUCGCUCAACCGCUACUCGCCCGACACUUUCGGCUGUCGGAGGUCGGCGGUCAUGAGCGCGUCUUGUUUCUAGCAAAAAAAAAAGAUAUCCAAAUUCCCCGGGUAAUUAAGGAAACAUACUCAGAAGGCGACGACGGAGUAGGGAAUCAGCAAGAGGAGGCGACAAGCGCUCACGAGUCCGCAGUUGCCUCUUCUCGACGGGUCACCGCUCUGAUCCCCGCCCUAUUUGUGCCGUCGCAGUACUACACGGCGUCUCAGCCUAUGUUUGGUUCAAGUCACCCGACCUGCACGCAGGUUGUACACUUCGACCUUGCUUGGGUGGUCAAUGUUUUCCUUCCUGUUCGCCCCGCCUGCCUUGCUGGCCCUUGUGAUGCUAAUGGAGGUGUAUGUCGAGCUGGCGAUACUAACGAGGCCUUAAAAUUACGCGAAUUCAUGGAGUCGAAGGAAUUAUAUCCAGCAGUGGUUACGUUUAACGCUAUUUUACGUAGGUUGUGUGAGGAAGGCCGUAUACAGGACGCGAAUAAGCUGCCGAAAGAAAAAUCGAGCCCGAUAUGUGACUUGCACACAUUGAUAAAUGCCUACUGCAAGAUUGUUGAUAUGAAGUCUGCAUUGAAGGUUAAAGGUAAAAUGAUUGAAGGAGGAUUAAGACCCGAAGGAGAUGAGAUGUAUCGAAGGAGAUUGAUGGUUACACUCAAAAUCUUUAGGAAUAUUAAUGCCUCGUAUGCAACUGAUAGGGACUAUUUGGAUAUGUUUUGGAGUGCUCUGCUCGAUAGAGGCUUGAUUUCCAAAAGUAUUUACAAACAGAUGCAACAAUAG